UGGUCCCGGGCAGCCGCUCAGCCCCCUCACCCCUCGCCGCCCGCUGCCCGGACCCGGCCGAGGAUGCGGCACAGCGCCUUGGUGGCCAGGAUCGCUCCUUUCCAGUCCGCUUGCUAACUUCCCCGGCUCCCUCUCUGUCCGCCAGCGGGGCCGCCCCGUCUCCCCGCGGUCUCCCUAUCGGGUCCUUCAGGCGCGCCGGGCGCUGCUUCCGUGUGCCCCCUGCUGCCAGCCCGCGCGCCCGCGCUCUGCGCCCGCACCUUGCGCCAGCGCCCCGUCCUCGCCUGAUCAUGCUGCCCUUCUGCCUCGUGGCCGCGCUGCUGCUGGCCGCCGGGCCCGGGCCGAGCCUGGGAGACGAAGCCAUUCACUGCCCGCCCUGCUCCGAAGAGAAGCUGGCGCGCUGCCGCCCCCCCGUGGGCUGCGAGGAGCUGGUGCGGGAGCCCGGCUGCGGCUGUUGCGCCACUUGUGCCCUGGGCAAGGGGAUGCCCUGCGGGGUGUACACCCCCCGCUGCGGCUCGGGCCUGCGCUGCUACCCGCCCCGAGGGGUAGAGAAGCCCCUGCAUACGCUGAUGCACGGGCAAGGCGUGUGCAUGGAACUGGCGGAGAUCGAGGCCAUCCAGGAGAGCCUGCAGCCCUCUGACAAGGAUGAGGGCGACCACCCCAACAACAGCUUCAGCCCCUGCAGCGCCCACGACCGCAAGUGCCUGCAGAAGCACUUCGCCAAAAUGCGGGACCGGAGCAACAGUGGGGGCAAGAUGAAGGUCAUCGGGGUGCCCCGGGAGGAGGCCCGGCCUGUGCCCCAGGGCUCCUGCCAGAGCGAGCUGCACCGGGCCCUGGAGCGGCUGGCCGCCUCACAGAGCCGCACCCACGAGGAUCUCUACAUCAUCCCCAUCCCCAACUGCGACCGCAAUGGCAACUUCCACCCCAAGCAGUGCCACCCAGCCCUGGAUGGGCAGCGCGGCAAGUGCUGGUGUGUGGACCGGAAGACAGGAGUGAAGCUUCCGGGGGGCCUGGAGCCGAAGGAGGAGCUGGACUGCCACCAGUUGGCUGACAGCUUCCGCGAGUGAGCCCUACCAGCAGGCAGGGGGCUCAGCGCCCCCUGCUUCCCCUUCCCCUGGAGGCUGCAGAGCUGACCUGGAGCCUGGGUCUGAGUCCUGGCUCUGCCUCUGGCCCAGAAGUUUUCCUCGGGGUGUGUGCUGUAUGUGUGUGUUUAUGAGCAUGGGUGUGCCCUUGGGGUGAGCCGGAGCCUAGGGGUGUCCUUUUGGGGCUUAGGUAGCCUGAGAGGUCUGAGAGUGGCAAUGGGGAUCCCUGGUGUGUUUCCAAAUUGAUCCUGGAUUCAUUCAUUCAUUCAUUCAUUCAUUCAUUCAUUCAUCUAAAAACAUUUAUUGACUACAUAUUACAUGCCAGCUCUAGUUUUCAGCCUUGGGGGCUCAUAUUCUGACUUCCUCUGAUUUGGACAUGUGGGGCCACCUCCUACAAGAUGAGCACAAGUCUGUGGGAAAAGAGAAUUCCCACCCCCAUAAUCAGAGGAAGCAAGUAGAUAUGUACCUUGACCACUGUCCCUCCCCUCAGUCUAGUCCCAGUGGAGGCCGUAGGGAAGGUGUGGGGUAGCAGACGCUCAGUUGGUCAGGAGACCAGACCCUCUCCCACAGCUAAGGGCUGCCAGGCUCCUCUUCUCUUCCUCCCCAGGUCCCUCCAGGGGGAAGAACCUGCAGAGACAGGCCUGCUUUGGGGUUAGGUGUCCUGCCAUCUGCUUGUUGCCUGGCAACUGAGUCCCUGCUAUGGAAUAGGGAAGAGGCCAGAGGAAGGCCUGCAGGACCGAGGGCCGGGGUGGCGGGGCCCUUGUCUGAGCAGUCAGGGUGGGAGCAAAGAAUGUGUGAUGGGUUUGCACGUGCCUGUUGGAGGAAAGGACCAGCAUCGCGGGGUUGGGGGUGGGGAGAGAGUGAGGGGCUUGCCCGGGGUUCUGCUUCCUUCCCUUCGCAGCUGGAGCCAUGAAAUCACCAGGAUGAGUCCAUCCUUCAGUGCCUCACAGCCUGUGGCUCUGCCUUCUGCUCCACACCUCCUUCCUCCACAGCUCCCUCCCCUACACCCUGCCCCCUGCCCCCUGCCCCCGGGCAUUUUCUGGCCUGACUGGUUGGAAGGAGACUUAGGGACCUACCAGUUGGCCAUGUCUUGUCUUUUUUUUUUUUUUUUUAACAAAACAAAA
This is a messenger RNA of Molossus molossus (Pallas's mastiff bat), 2203 nucleotides long. It is a transcript of the gene IGFBP4, whose product is annotated as insulin like growth factor binding protein 4. The record is from RefSeq and is a predicted model, not a curated record. Gene Ontology annotation, cellular component: extracellular region. Lineage: Eukaryota; Metazoa; Chordata; Mammalia; Chiroptera; Molossidae. Gene Ontology annotation, molecular function: insulin-like growth factor I binding; insulin-like growth factor II binding. Bases 288 to 1064 code for a protein of 258 amino acids. Gene Ontology annotation, biological process: regulation of insulin-like growth factor receptor signaling pathway. The transcript is spliced from 4 exons.